CGUAUGUGCCCGUAGUCCCACUGCUAAUAACCAGUUUGCAACAUUUUGUGUUGACACGUGGGCUCACAAGCCCUCUUAUCUGUGCUGUGGUAGCUGUGUGAUCUGCCACUGCUGCUCUUACAAUAUGGCAAUCCUGGCAGACAUCUACACUAUGUGGACAGCCGGAACAUCAUCUAUGGGUACGGGAUGGCUAAAGAAGGUAGAAGCAUUAUUGGCAUGAUAUUCAAGAAUUUCAUCCAGUCCCUAAAGCCACGACAGAUAAGAGGAACUCCAGUAGGAACAGAUUACUUAGGAAAUAAAUAUUUCGAGAUACCGGCCAAUCCAAGUGUUGGCAAGAGAAAAGCUUCACGCUGGUUUGAACCUGCUGUGAAAGAUAACUUUGAGCAAGAAAUUCCAGCAGAAUGGGAAGCAUGGCUCAGAGGACGAAGAACAGCACCACCAAUGGAAGAGGAAAUUAUGCGCAGUGUUGCCAUUAUGGAAAUGAAAAAGAAAAAUGCUGCAGAACUUGCAAGAAAAGAAGGAAAGAAAGAUCCUGGUGUUUUAGAUAAAGAGGUUAAAGGAAUGGAAUCAUUUCCAAAGUAUGAUGAAUAUGAAGUAAUGCCAGGUAAAAGUAAGGAAGCAGAUAAAUAACACACAUUGAGGCAAUUUGUUGUUUAUACAGACUGUGCCAGUCAAAAAAGUUGUUUGUGUUGAACUAUAGUUUUUUUUUUUAAUAUAUGUUAUUCAUAACAUGUAGGCAUGAGUUAGCGUAUAAUGACUCACUGAUUUCUCGUAAGAGCUUUGUUUAUGCAUGUAAAACAAUAAAGUGCAGUGAAUUAUU
Schistocerca serialis cubense is the source of this 820-nucleotide messenger RNA. Its product is annotated as NADH dehydrogenase [ubiquinone] 1 alpha subcomplex assembly factor 2. The transcript is spliced from 2 exons. Gene Ontology annotation, cellular component: membrane. Lineage: Eukaryota; Metazoa; Arthropoda; Insecta; Orthoptera; Acrididae. Gene Ontology annotation, biological process: mitochondrial respiratory chain complex I assembly. The record is from RefSeq and is a predicted model, not a curated record. The coding region runs from base 187 to 630 and encodes 147 amino acids.